Molecule: messenger RNA, 1065 nt
Organism: Lolium rigidum
Lineage: Eukaryota; Viridiplantae; Streptophyta; Magnoliopsida; Poales; Poaceae
Product: protein STRICTOSIDINE SYNTHASE-LIKE 10-like
Exons: 2
Coding region: 1-1065 (354 amino acids)
Biological process (GO): biosynthetic process
Molecular function (GO): strictosidine synthase activity
Source: RefSeq, a predicted model, not a curated record
AUGGCCAUCGGCACUAGGGGUCUCGCCGCCGCCGCGAUGAUCUCCGUCGCCCUCCUGCUCCUGCUCAUCUUUCCUACCACCGCCGCGGCCGCCGCCGUUCCAAGCAUCGACGCCAGGCGGACGCGCCACCUGCCACUGCCACCAGGACUCCUGCGCGGCCCGGAGAGCGUCGCCUUCGACCACAAAGGCCAGGGCCCCUACAGCGGCGUCUCCGACGGCCGCGUGCUCAGGUGGAACGGGGACGCUCUCGGAUGGACGACCUACUCGUACAGCCCCGGCUACAGCAGCGAAGCGUGCACGGCGUCCGCCCUUCGCCCGGAGACUGCCACCGAGAGCCAGUGUGGCCGCCCGCUCGGCCUGCGCUUCCACCUCAACUCCGGCUACCUGUAUGUGGCCGACGCCUACAAGGGGCUCAUGCGGGUUGCGCCAGGUGGUGGCGAGGCGACGGUGCUGGUUACCGAGGUUGAUGGCGUGCCUCUCCGAUUCACCAAUGGGGUGGACGUCGACCAAGUCACCGGUGAGGUCUAUUUCACCGACAGCUCCAUGACCUACCAAAGGUCGCAGCAUGAGAUGGUCACGCGAACCGGAGACUCGACUGGCCGGCUAAUGAGGUACCACCCGCGGACAGGAAAGGUUGUCGUGCUUCAGUCCGGCAUCACUUACCCCAAUGGCCUUGCCAUGAGCGCCGACAGGACACAUCUCAUCAUCUCAUCGACGGGACCAUGCAAGCUACUAAGGUAUUGGAUCAAGGGCUCCAAGACUGGCACAAUGGAGCUAUUCGCCGAUUUUCCGGGAUAUCCCGACAAUGUGAGACCCGACAAGAGAGGAGGAUAUUGGGUGGCGCUACACCGUGAGAAGAACGAAGUUCCCUUCGGAGUCGAUAGCCACCUGCUAGCUUUGAGGAUAAGUGGUCAAGGACAAAUCAUUGAGGAAAUACGAGGACACAAGAGCGUCAGGCCGACCGAGAUAGUGGAGAGGAAAGGUGGAAGAUUAUUCAUGGGAUCCGUCGAGCUUCCUUACGUAUCUGUUGUCACACGCAAAUCAACGCAAAUAGAGAUCAAUUAG